AAGGAGAAUACAAUAGAGAGUAACAAGCUAAUAUAUUCUAUGAAGUUGCGUUCCACCUACUCUUAUAGCUUUAUUCUUCUAUGCCCCCAAUCUGCGUCAGCUUUCUUUACAUUCUUUUCCUUUCCUUUCUUCUUCCAUCAUUCUCUCUCUCUCUCUGUCUCGAGCAAUGCCUAAUUAACCAGACCUCAAUCAAGCUCUCCCAAGACCAAUGGCUAAAGGCAUAGUAUCUGUCUUCAACAAGUUCUUCUCCAUCUUUCUUCUUCUUGUUCAUCUUGGUUGCUUUAUUUUCACCUCUAAAGAUAACCAGCCCACCAAGAAACGUAAAAUCUCUCCUCUUUCUCCUUCCUCUUCUUCUUCUUCGUUUCGCUUAAAGCCACACCGAGCUCUUUCUUCUUCUUUGUCAUACCUAAAACGCAUUUUUACUUCCAAAGCCUGCAAAAACAGUUCAAAUGUUCAAUCUCCAGUUCCAACCCUUACAUCAGCAAGAUCAUCUCAACAAUCUAUAGUCUCUAUGGUCGCUCCAGCAGAAGAUCAAACCUCUGAUAUUCCUCCGCCGCGAAAAAUGCCAGUACCGGCAGGUUCUUGUCAAGAAUCCGAUAUUUCAACUACUAAUGAUCAGUUCUUUCCUUUAAGGAAUGAUAUCUUUCCUUGCACUGCUUGCGGCGAAAUCUUUCCAACACCUAAUCUUCUUGAGCAACAUCUAGCGAUCAAACAUGCUGUAUCGGAGCUCCAAGAUGGUGAUUCGGGUAAGAAUAUAGUCUAUAUUAUAUUCAAAACGGGCUGGUCUUGUAAAGAGAAGAAUCCAGAGAUUCUUAGGAUUUUAAAGAUCCAUAACAGUCCAAAAAUACUAUCAAGAUUUGAAGAGUACAGAGAGCUUGUGAAAGCUAAAGCUGCAAGAAACGGUUCCGUUAAAAGAAGAGAUGAGAGAUGCAUAGCUGAUGGUAAUGAGCUUCUGAGAUUUUACUGUUCAACUUUUAUGUGUGAUUUAGGAGUUAAUGGUAAUUCUAGCGUUUGCAACCAACAAUAUUGUAGUGUUUGUGGUAUAAUUAAGUGUGGUUUUUCACCCAAGAUGGAUGGAAUCUCUACACUGUCUACUAGUUUAAGAGCACACGUGGCAAUUCCUGAGGACAUUGAAGAAGAGUUCAAGUUUAUGAAUGUGAAACGGGCUAUGCUAGUUUGCCGGGUCAUAGCGGGUCGGGUCGGGAGUGAGUUGGAGGAGGAGGAGGAAGUGAAUAAGGAGGAUGGAGGGUUUGAUUCUUUAUUGGGUAGAGGUGGCAGUGGGGUCCAUACCAGGUUGGAUGAAGAAGAGCUUGUGGUGUUUAAUCCAAGGGCUGUGCUUCCUUGCUUUGUGAUUGUGUAUACUGUGUGAUCAUGGUGAUGGAUGGUGAUGAUUAUCAUCAUGUAAUUGCAUGUUUGGAAUAUUUUUUAUUUUAUUUUUCUUUUAAUUAUGAUUUAACUUUUUUUUUUUAUUUUUUAUCUUAGGGUUGUGAUGAUAUUAGUGAAGUGUGUUGUUGAUGUUUCACAUGAUCUCUGUCCAAAAAAAGGUCAGAACUCCAACCCAAAUGCCCCAAAUAAUUAGGUGGGUCCCAUAUAUGAUAAUUCUGUGUUUGGUCCAAAUCUUAACUAGAUGAAGAGCUGUCUGUUAACUUAGUUAUAAUUAGUGGAAAUAUUAUGUAAAUCACUUUCAAUUUUUGUG
Jatropha curcas is the source of this 1696-nucleotide messenger RNA. Its product is annotated as zinc finger (C2H2 type) family protein. Lineage: Eukaryota; Viridiplantae; Streptophyta; Magnoliopsida; Malpighiales; Euphorbiaceae. The record is from RefSeq and is a predicted model, not a curated record.